AUGCCAGCCAAAGUUGAAAUUCCUUCCUUUGAUACCUACAAACUAGAGACGCGUCUUGAAACAUUAACAGAUAUUGAAAGGCCAGAAGAUGCGAAAAGUACAGCUCAGUUGGUCAGGAAACUUGAUUCCCGACUUCUUCCUGUUUUGUGUGUUUUAUAUCUUUUGAGCUACAUUGAUAGAUCAAAUAUUGGUAAUGCCAAACUUGGUGGACUGGAAGAAGAUCUUGGACUUUCAAAAAGUGAAUAUCAAUGGGCGCUCUCGAUCUUUUAUUUUGCCUAUGUCAUAUUCGAUCUUCCAUCAAAUAUCGUUAUGCGACGCUGGCGUCCAUCUCAUUGGCUCGGGAUCUUGAUGGGACUAUGGGGUAUUGUUGCGACCGCAAUGGCUGCAUGUACAAACUUUGGCGGUCUAGCAGCCUCUCGUUUUAUGCUGGGUGUAUUUGAAGCAGGCUUCUUUCCAGGUGUUAUUUAUUUUAUGUCAUUGUGGUAUACUCGCCAAGAGUACGGGCGCAGGAUAGGCUUCUUUUGGUCCUUUGGAUCACUUGCUGGUGCAUUUGGCGGUCUUUUAGCAUACGCAAUUAGUCAAAUUCCUAAUGACAAUCUAAGGUCCUGGCAAUGGCUAUUUAUUAUUGAAGGGGUUCCGUCUAUUGUAUUGUCUAUAUUUGCAGCGUGGUACUUACCUAACAACCCGGAAACAGCCCGGUUUCUUACCGGAGAAGAGCGAGGGCUUGCUAUAAGCCGUUUAGCAAAAGUAUCCUCAGUAUUUCAUGACUGGAAAGUCUACGCUUAUAUGAUCAUAUACGUUUCAGGAACAGUUUCUCUUCAGGGAGUCACAUUGUUCUUACCAUCUAUUGUAGCUGAGAUGGGAACAUGGCCAAAAUCUACUGCUCAAGCAUUGACAACUCCUCCAUACUUUCUUGCAUUUUUGGUAACAAUUGGUAUAGGCUAUAGUUCAGACAAACUGUUUGAACGGGCUUACCAUAUGAUCGCUGUCAAUGUUUUUGCUAUGGCUGGAUUCCUUGUGCUAAUGUUUGUACCACAUGAAGAUGUUGCAGCCAAUUAUUUUGGGGCAUGCAUUGUCACUGCUUCUGUUUAUGCAAAUGUAUCAAUAAAAGUUGCAUGGUUUAAUAAUAAUUUUGCUGGGCUUACUAGGAGAGCAGUAGCGUCAGCCUCGAUUGUGUCUGUAGGAACAAUAGGAGGUGCGAUUGGAGGACAAAUAUACUAUGAUCCUCCUCUUUACUUUGCCGGAAAUACUAUUGCGUUUAGCUGUGUGGCUUUCCAAACGCUUCUUACUAUUGUGGUACGGCUUGCACUCUUAAGAGAGAACAAGAGACGUGAUGCUAUGACAGCUGAUAUGAAAGAACAAGAGAUUAUACGUCAUGGUGGAAUGGAACUGGUUGGAGAUAGACAUCCUGAUUUCAGAUAUGUACUCUGA
Messenger RNA from Phycomyces blakesleeanus NRRL 1555(-), 1431 nucleotides. RefSeq lists its product as hypothetical. The record is from RefSeq and is a predicted model, not a curated record. Gene Ontology annotation, biological process: transmembrane transport. Gene Ontology annotation, cellular component: membrane. Gene Ontology annotation, molecular function: transmembrane transporter activity. Lineage: Eukaryota; Fungi; Mucoromycota; Mucoromycetes; Mucorales; Phycomycetaceae. The transcript has 10 exons. The coding region runs from base 1 to 1431 and encodes 476 amino acids.